CGACCCUCCGGCCAGGCUCACUCAGUUGCGUUUCAAUCGUGCCACACCGCGGGCCGGCUGCCGAGAUUUUCCUUCCUCUUUUUUGAAUGUGCUUCCGUGAGCAGUGAUCAAGCCGUUCUCCACUCGACUGGCAAACAGGAACCUCCACCGGCCGUACAUGACCUGAACCUGAUAUAUCUUCUUGUAUUAUGGAGCUAGACUACCAGACCGCCAGCCACCUGAUUUUCAGGCAGCCGGGCGGGAUGAUGGAGGGUGCAAUGGCGAACCAACGACAGCACCACCACCACCAACAGCAGGGUGCUCAGGGCAUGCACCACGGCCUGCCGGGUGGUGACCUUAACACCGCGAUGUUGCUGUCCGGCGGAGUUUCACCACUGCAACACGCGGCGGCCGCGCAACAGCAACACGCGCUCGUCGGCGCGCACGGCGCACCCAAGAAGCCGCAGGACGACCACAUCAAGCGGCCGAUGAACGCCUUCAUGGUCUGGUCGCGCAUGCAGCGACGAAAGAUCGCCCAGGACAACCCCAAAAUGCACAAUUCAGAAAUCAGCAAAAGACUUGGUGCCGAGUGGAAGUUGCUGUCCGAGGACGAGAAGCGGCCCUUCAUUGACGAGGCAAAGCGUCUGCGGGCGCUACACAUGAAGGAGCACCCGGACUACAAGUACCGGCCGAGACGCAAGCCUAAAACCCUGCGCAAGGAGGGCUACCCCUACUCAAUCCCUUACCCCUCGGUGCCCAGCAUGGAGGCUCUUCGCGCCGGUGAGCUUCCAUUUUCUUCACGCAUGGGAAGUCAGGUGCCGCCGAGCCAGUACUACUCGACAUACGGCUCGCUGAGCAUGGCAGCCAUGGCCGCCGCACAGCAGUCGGUCAUGCAUGGACAGGUGACGAUGGACGCUGCGAUGAAGUACUCUCUAGAUGACAAGUACCGCAGCUCCUACCCUGGUCUAUCGGCCAUGUACAACGUGGCCGUGUCGUCAGGCCCUGGCGCCGGCACGACGAGCAGCCCUCACGGCUCGGGUAGCAGCGAUGCCGCAUCGAUGGGCGCGUCCGGCGGCGGCGGCGGCAGCAGCAGCGGCGCCGCCAAGAGCCCGAUGGACUCGUCGGCGUUCCAGCAAAAGUCGCUUCCGUCGUACCUGGACCCGCUGGCGCGCAACUACCUUGACCACAAAAGCUAUUUCGAGUCGUCCAAACUGUACAACCUGCAGGACCGGUUCGUGACCACGGCGGCGGCCUCGGAGCGGCCACGAUUUGACAAAUACUCUCCGUCUGGCGGCGAGGGAAGCACCGGCAGCCGCUCGCCCAACACACCAGACGUGAAGUUGGAGCAGGGCGCGUCGCCGCCCCCGGGAGGCAUCCUGCCCUACUACGCGCACCACCCGCAGAGCCUGCUGCCCAUGAGCCAGUACGCGGCCGUCGUCGCCGCCGGCCACCACUACAAGCUGGCCGCCGGCUCUGGAGGAGCGGCCGCUGCAAUCGCCAGCUCUGCGCCGACCACCACCAGCGUCAGCCCGCCGUCGGCCUCGCCGGCCACUUCGGCCGCUGGGGCCGACCUCCGACGCCCGCUCACCGUGAUCUUUUAGAAGAGUGUCUUAACCGCUCUCUCGCAGUCGUGAACGUUAAGAAAUUACAGUUUUCUGUUGAGGUCAGUGUUUUUUUUAUUAUUUCAAGUGCAAUGUAUAUAUUUAUUGCUCUUACUAUGUGAUAUUAUGUCACGAUAUUUUGAAUUUGUUACUAUCAAUCUUGUGCUAUAGCAUAUUCGACGGAAAAAUUCACGCGUGCAUAAAAUUGGUAUACAUGGAUUAAAACCGGUUUUUACCAAAGCACUGCAUUAAAAAAUGCAGUUUAUUUCGAACACUGAUCAAACAACGGGGAAAGUUUUAAUUUUUUGACAUUCACGUCCUUUGUUUCCUAAAUUCCAUUAGCGGGCUUUACCACACCAUUUACAUGACUUAUUCCCUAUGUCAUUUUGGGUUCUCUCAUUUUGGCCAUUCAAAUGGUUUUUUCCAAUGGCAAACCCAUCGCUGGUAUAUUUCUCUACUUCAAGUGAUUUAUUCAUUUUGAACUUAAUUUGCUCAGUAAAUUUCAUUGAUUCACAUUGAUAUUUUAUUUUAUUUAUUUUAAAAAUAAAUGGUGAGUAGGAGAGUUGUGCUCACUGAAAAUUUUGUUAUCAUAUAAAAGUUGGAGGGCGUGAAUUUUAGAUGAUUUCACGACCCUAGUUUAGAAAAUAUUUUCAGAUGGGUUUCCCGUCAAAAGUUUUUUACUCAACAUUUUUUUAUCACAUUUGUACAAAAAAAUUAUUUAAAUUUGAAUAUUUUCAAAUAUAAACUUAUAUUUGUUUAUAUUUGAAAAUGUGUUUAUACUUGAAAAUUUGUUAACCAAUUUCAAAAUUUGUUAACAAAUUUUCAAAUAUAAACUUAUAUUUGAAUAUUUGUUUGUAUGAAAAUGUGUUUAUAUUUGAAUAUUUGUUUAUAUUUCAAACAAAAACGCAGGACUUCUGAAGUUUUUCUGCUAACAGAGAAUAAUUAUUCUAUUCAACUCUGGAGCCAAAUAUGUCGAGUAGGAGAGUUGUGCUCAUUGAAAAUUUUGUUAUCAUAUAAAAGUUGGAGGGCGUGAAUUUUAGACGAUUUCACGACCUAGUUUUGAAAUUAUUUUCAGAUGGGUUUCCCGUCAAAAGUUUUUUACUUAACAUAUUUUUUUAUCACAUUUGUACAGAAAAAUUAUUUAAAUUUGAAUAUUUGUUCAUAUUUGAAAAUUUGUUUAUAUUUGAA
Molecule: messenger RNA, 2768 nt
Organism: Cloeon dipterum
Lineage: Eukaryota; Metazoa; Arthropoda; Insecta; Ephemeroptera; Baetidae
Product: transcription factor Sox-3-B-like
Exons: 5
Coding region: 189-1580 (463 amino acids)
Biological process (GO): cell differentiation; regulation of DNA-templated transcription; anatomical structure morphogenesis
Molecular function (GO): RNA polymerase II cis-regulatory region sequence-specific DNA binding; DNA-binding transcription factor activity, RNA polymerase II-specific
Source: RefSeq, a predicted model, not a curated record